AUGGACGUGAAAGGAGAAAUAUGUGAUCCUCAUGAAGAAGGUGUUAUUAAAAUUGAACCAGUUUCUAUUUAUGAGCAAAACGAAGAUCAAAAUGUGAUUGGUGAUAUUUUUAAAUCUCAAAUAAGUGUCAAUGAAUUCAAGCCAGAAUUAAUCAAAUAUGAAGUGUCUAAACUUGAACAAGGUACGGAUUAUCAAUCGGAAAUUGAGCCUGAAUGUACAACUGUUAAGGAAGAACUUGAUAACAUUAGAGAAGUUAAAGCCACAGGUUUCAGGGUUAUGAAGGUAGAGAUUUUUGAAUAUGUUCAGUUUAAACAAGAGAGCGAACUUUUGACUUCGCAUUGUGAUUUGCCGACUUUGAAAACUGAAUGUAUUGAUUAUCCAGACUAUUUAACAGAAUCAUGUAUUAGCAAACAAACCCAACCGAUAUUGAAACCUGUCUGUCAAAAAAGUGAUGAAAACCCAGAAAACCUUACCAACCAUCAACAAGAUAGCUCACUAGGAUUGACAUCUGGAUGCUGCAUCAACUUAGAGCAAUAUUUAAUAAUUGACCCUAACGAAAGAAUAUUUCAGUGUGGAAUUUGUGCCAAACAAUAUAGACAUAAGUUGCCCUUACAAAAUCAUUUAAAUGUACAUAAAACCACUUUUCAGAUUCAUAAUAAUGAAAGUACAUUUCAGUGUGACAUUUGUUCCAAAGAAUUUAGUCACAAAUCUAAUUUGUAUCAACAUUUACUAAUUCACACUAACAAGAAACCAUUCCAGUGUGAAAUUUGUUCAAAAGGAUUUAAUAGAAAUUCCAGCUUACAAAGACAUUUAAUAAUUCACAGUAAUGAAAAACCAUUUAAAUGUGACAUUUGUUACAAAGAAUUUAAUCUAAAAACUAACUUAGAGAGACAUUUAUUAACUCACUCUAUUGAAAAACGAUUUAAAUGUGACUUCUGUUCUAAAGAAUUUAAUCUAAAUUUUAAUUUAGAGAAACAUUUACUAACUCACUCUAAUAAAAAACGCAACUUACAGAAUCAUUUAAUAAAUGAUACUAAUGAAAAGCCAUUGACGUAA
This is a messenger RNA of Psylliodes chrysocephalus, 1056 nucleotides long. NCBI's taxonomy places the organism in Eukaryota, Metazoa, Arthropoda, Insecta, Coleoptera, Chrysomelidae. The record is from the annotation of a GenBank genome assembly.